CCACAGUGACUCUCUCUCUCUCUGGUUCUUCUCUCUCACUGACGCCUCGCGCUCGGUUCAGUCGCCGCUCACGAGACAUUUUCUCGCGGAGGUUUUUUGAGCGUUUUUACGCGCAGCAGCAGCAGCAGCAGCAGCAGAAGCGGGAAACGGGCGCAGUAGACUGUGCGCGCGCUAUUGUUGUUGUUUAUUUCGCUGUUUGUUUGCAGCAGAAUCAUCAGCAGCAGAAUCAUCAGCAGCAGUUGCUGUAUUUCCACUUUUCCCGAGCCGGAGCUGCUGAUUCGCGCUGUAAGCAGCGGAGACCCGGAGCUCCUGACCCGGACUGUGGCUGCUCUUCUCCCCGCAGCUGUGGAACAUUUGUUCAGCCUCAGUUUUCUCCUGUUCCUGAUUUUUUUUUAUUUUUUUUUUCCCUUUUGCUUCCUCGCAUCAUCUCAUCUGUGGGAAACUGAGUUGGAGAAAGUGUCCUCGCGCUGCGUGGACGGGACUUAAACCGUGGGAAUCAAAAACUGUGGAUUUUCACUCCAAAAACUCUGGAGAUUUAAGAGUUUUUGAGCAAAAAGGAAAUAUUUAAUCACGCAGAAGUUCCACGGGAGGAGCAGGGAAGAACACCUGUGCGGGAGUAAAGUGAGCAGACGUCGUUACGUUGUUACUGUAACACGGAAAACAACGUUCGCUUUGAAAAAUGCCGCAGAUGGAAAUGAUCUUCAUCCUCCUCUUCCUCCUCGUUGGUGUGUGCGUGUUCGCUCAGGACCCGGCGUCCAAGGUGGUGUCCGACCGGUACGCCGUCUUCUGGAACCGGACCAACCCCAAGUUCUACCGGGGCGAUUACCACAUCGACGUCUGCAUCAACGACUACCUGGACGUGUACUGUCCGCACUACACCGGCCCGGUUGCCGACGACAGGGCCGAGCGCUACGUCCUCUACAUGGUCAACUAUGACGGCUACAGCUCCUGCGAUCACACGGCCAAGGGCUUCAAACGCUGGGAGUGCAACCGGCCUCUGUCGCCGAACGGGCCGCUGAAGUUCUCGGAGAAGUUCCAGCUCUUCACUCCCUUCUCCCUGGGCUUUGAGUUCCGUCCCGGCAGAGAGUACUAUUAUAUCUCGUCCAUCACCGACAACAAGGGACGAAGGAGCUGCCUGCGACUCAAAGUCUUCGUCAGGCCUCAGAACAAUUGUGUGAAAAGCACCGGGAGCUCAGUUCAGGAAGGAGUCGACUUUGAAGACAACAGCCACAACUCACUAGAACCCAGAGACGGCAUCAGCCACGAGUCGCCGGAGCCGUCUCGGAGGGACGUGAACGCCGCCACUCGGCGCCACACCCCCGUCCUCCUGCUCAGCUCCGCCCUCAUACUCCUGGCUGCCAUCUUGUCGUUAUAGCACCUGGUUUCUGAGGAAACGCCCCCUGAUCCCUCCCCCGUUCUGCCAGGAAUGGACUGUCCUGAUUGGACUGCAAGGCCCACCCCCUUUUACCCUCCGACCCCACCUCCCCCUGAAGGAGCACUUUUCAAAAAGAUCGUUUAAAAAAAAAAAAAA
Solea senegalensis (Senegalese sole) is the source of this 1531-nucleotide messenger RNA. Its product is annotated as ephrin-A5-like. Bases 680 to 1375 code for a protein of 231 amino acids. The transcript has 5 exons. Gene Ontology annotation, molecular function: ephrin receptor binding. Gene Ontology annotation, biological process: regulation of cell-cell adhesion; ephrin receptor signaling pathway; regulation of actin cytoskeleton organization. The record is from RefSeq and is a predicted model, not a curated record. NCBI's taxonomy places the organism in Eukaryota, Metazoa, Chordata, Actinopteri, Pleuronectiformes, Soleidae. Gene Ontology annotation, cellular component: plasma membrane; external side of plasma membrane.